Mya arenaria is the source of this 1631-nucleotide messenger RNA. RefSeq lists its product as uncharacterized. Bases 374 to 1498 code for a protein of 374 amino acids. Gene Ontology annotation, molecular function: protein binding. The transcript has a single exon. Lineage: Eukaryota; Metazoa; Mollusca; Bivalvia; Myida; Myidae. The record is from RefSeq and is a predicted model, not a curated record.
AGAACAUAAUUGCACUUCCUGCUGUACUUGUUACUUUUACUGUUCAAAUGUUUUCAUAUGAGAAAAAUGAAACUUUGAACAUUGACGCAUCCAUUCUUCUCAGAAUUGCAGUAGUUUCUCACGUUUAUUGGAAAAUACUUACAAAUAAAUAUAAAGUAACCCUGGAAAUAUGUUUAUGAGAACUCGGGUGAAUGUUUACCACAUCCUGCAGGUUUUCAUGGAAGGGUGAAUAAGCUUUGAUGGACAUGUUUUAAUAUCAAAACCACACCGAGGGAUUAUGUUUUUCUGCUAUUUAUUUACAGUAGAAACUCAAAGGUUGUAAAAUUCAUACGAUAUACAAAUUUUAAAAGGAUAAUUGCAUUGCACGGCUAAAAUGUACAAGCAGUACAAAAUGUUGGUGUUGAUAGCGAUGCUACUCAAUGUAACAGGAUUAGUAAGAAGUAGUACAGUGGAGGAACGGUUAAAUGUCAUGGAACAAAAAGUUAGGAUACAUACACUACAGCUGGCCUACUGGGAACAAGAUUAUGCAACCUUCAGACGAGACAUUACAAAAACCCUUGAAGAAAUUAAAAUUCAGCUGGUCGACGCACACACAAAUAAGUCUUCAAAUAAUGAAACACCACGGGAAAAAAUCAGCAAUGAAGGUAAAGAUAACCAGAACUAUGAAGCUGUAAUGAAAGGCUUUGCGACAGAGAAGAAACACAAUCAAGAGGUUGAGAAAAGGAUGACGAACAUUGUAGAGUCUGCGAGCAAGCAGCAAGAUGCCCUGAACAACAGGUUAUCCACUGUUCAAGAAAAAGUUGAACAUAUUCAUUCAAGGAUGAAUAACUUUGAAGAAGAAACCUCAAAGCAAAAGAUAUUCAAUGAGAAUCUCGGUGAGAAAGUUGAAAGUAUUGGAAAGGUUACGCAAGAAGUUGGACCAAUCAAGAAUGAAAUGAGUUUGAUCAACAUUAAGAUAUCAGAUUCAAACAAACACAUGAUAAGUGAAUUAUCGAAGCUGGAUUCAGUCAACAACACACUUCAUGCUCUGAAAGUUGCGCUUGAAGAUGAAAGAACACAAAGAGCCAACGGAAUAUCGCAUAUAGAACAACAUCUGAACAACAAGGAGGUGGCAUUUUCCUCUAGACUAAGUAAAAGUAUAGAAGACCUGCAGGCAUGGCAGACGAUCGUGUUUGAACAUGUGCUAACAAACAAGGGAAACAGUUACUCACGAAGCACCGGGAUAUUCAAGGCACCAAGGAGAGGGAUAUAUGUGUUCUUUACACAUAUUAUGGGAUCAUCAAGGGUUAAUGAAAUUUCUCUACAAACGAAUGGCAAAAACUCAAUGUAUUUAUAUCCAGCAGGGGCACCUUAUGGAACCGAUGCGAAUUUGGUUGUUUUAGAACUGGAUGAAAAUGACGAAGUGAAAGUUGUAAAGCACGGGCCUUGGGGAGGGAAACCGUUCUAUGUGCACCAUGCCUGGAGCUCUUUUUCGGGAUUUAUGCUUUACUCACUGUAGAGUAAGUCUCUUAGUUUGUUCCAAAGCAUUAUAUGGAUACUACACGGACACAAUAAACUGUAUGUUUUCAUACCAUACUUUUUGAAUUUUGUUUGAUAUAUUUAGUAAUAAAAUAUUUAAUUUAGAAAUUAAA